Messenger RNA from Anolis sagrei ordinatus, 2319 nucleotides. The record is from RefSeq and is a predicted model, not a curated record. NCBI's taxonomy places the organism in Eukaryota, Metazoa, Chordata, Lepidosauria, Squamata, Anolidae.
CGCCGGGCCACGCCCCCAGCACGCGGCCAAGGGAAACCGUUGGCCUCGGGCCACAGCGACUUCCGGCUUCAGUUGCAUCCGUUUCCCUCCUUCGCAGAAGGUGUGAAGGCGUGAAGCCUUGGGAGCAGGCAUUGCGCUCUGCGGGUCGGAGGAUGAGGGAAUGCAUGGCAUUCCAAAGUGUUUUAAAAAAUGGAAACAAAAAGAAUGAUUGGUAAACCACUUCAGCCAGCAAGACCUGUGCGACAUCUCACUCCUUAUGUAUCGCCAACCAAUUUCAGCUUCCAGGCGAAGAUUUCAUGCAGUACUCCUGUACAUUCACCUAAUGAAAUUGGCUCAAUAUGUAAAUCCAACCAACUACUGGUUUUAAAUGAAAGUCUGAUUCCGCACGUAUCAGAACAGCACAAACCUGAAGUUACAAAAGAAAGAAUAACCUAUAGUAGAGAUUACCUUUUGAAACUUUCAGAAGUUUCACUUGCUCAAAAGAAACCAGAAUUUCUUCCUGAUCAUCCUAUUGUACUUGAAAAACCAGUGCCAUUGAGCCCCAAGACUGCUGCCGCCACCUGGAAUAGCCUCCCCGUACAGCCUCUGGCGUUCCAGUUUCCACCAGGCCUUUUCACACAGGAGUCUACAGCUGAAACAUCCUGAGAGGCGCCUAUCCAAACUCCCGUGGAAGAGAGGUCAUCACCAUCUGAUAUAAUAUCAAACAACCUUUACCAUCUUCAAGUAAUUCUUCCUAUAUGUUAAAUUUGGAAUCUUCUUUUUUAUAAUCUGAAUUGGAUCAUAACGUUUGGAACAAAAGGAAAUAGAUUUUCUAUAUCUACCAUUCAACAGCCCUGCAAAUAUUUGAACACAGCUAGUGUAUUGGGUAUUACAGUUCUCUAGACUAGACACACCCAAUUCACUACUGCGGUUCACAAAAUGUUUUCUACACUAUUUGUCAUUUUAACCACAGUACUCAAUCUUCAUUAAAGGAAUGCACAGAACUGGACACCGUACUCCAAGUUAUAUAUGGCCAAACAGAAUAGGAUGGUGUUAUUUUCUUGAUCGGGACAUCAUAUAUAUCUGAACAGGAUGUCAUCAAGGCAUGAGUCACUAAAACCAGAUCUAGCAAACCCAGGUACAUUCACAGUUUAUGCACUAGCUUUAACUACAAAUGCACUUCUGACCACAGUCAAAAUCUAGUCACCAAGACUCAGUUCUGAUUUCAGGAGAAUGUCUAAAUUGCAAACCUGAGAUUUCAGGAGUGUAACCUCAUUCAGGCUGAAUCUCUAUUUCCCAAUCUUCCUUGCAACUGACCAAGAGGACCGGUGUCUUGUCUCUAGUACAUUUCCAGUUGUUUACCUUCAUCCAAACCUUUUUUGACAAUCAGUCAAUUACCAACAAAUAUAGUUCUCUCUAUGUGCUAUUUUGGCUUUUGCAGAUUUGAUUAUUCAUGGAUUUGAUUAAAAAUGUCUCAAGGAAUCUAAAUCCUCCCAUGUAACUCUACUUAUACUAUGAUCAACUUCCUCCAAUCAUACUAGAGGAUACAGAGACUUCUUUCUAGGAAUCUCUAGGUCCUCCAAUAUGAUUCUAUAAUUAGCUUCUAGUGUCAGUUGACCUUAGAGUCAUGCUAGAAGACCUAGAAAUACCCAGAUAGAUGUUCUCUCAGGCAAAAAUAUAGUAAUUCUUUAUUCAUGUUUUUUUUUUACUUUCAUGAGGACCUAUAUUCCCAGUCCCAAAAAAUGUAGAAGACUGUCUUUAAUUCCUUGCCAUUUUCCCUCAAGAAGCAUGGAUAGAUUUUGAAGCUGAACCAUAAUCAAUUCACAAUGGAAAGAAAGAGACUUACAGAUUUAGUGUCUCCAUCUGAUAUCUCUUCUUCCAGUGGUUCAAGCUUUAACUCCUUUUCAAUCGUAGGAAGUAGAAAGCCAAACAAAAAACACCAAAAAUUAGCUAUAAUUGCACUUGGAAUUACUUGAAAAGUAAAACCAUCACAAAUCCUGUUUUGUGAAAAACUAACAUGAAUAUGGAAUAAAAGAUUUUGUAGAACUUUUAUGGAGUUAUCAAGAGAGAUCUUAUAUUUUGGGAGAGGUAUUUGGGAAACAUUCUUGCUAGAUUGGGCAUACUUUAAAAGGGUAGCUUAGAUGUCACAGUAAACAAACGGAACACACCAAAAAUAAAUACAUUCUGGUAUAAUCUCACUGCAAAUGAUGUUAACUUCAGCUAGGUACUAUCCAAUAUUAUGUUGGUGGAAAACAUACAAAAGCUUCAUUAGUACAAUCACAGACACACAAUUAACACAAGAAACAUCCAACCCAAUAAAGUUGCUGUGGUUUUAUGCAA